AUGUCGACUUUUGCCACCAUGAUGACAUCCUCUGCCGUGACCUCUUCCUCCUCGAUCGUCUCAUCGACGAGAAAGAACGUAAACCAUAAUAACAACAACAACAUCGGAAAAAGAAAUUUAGUCAUCUCUCGCGGUAUCUUUGAUGAUAUCAAAGCGCAAGUGCAAAGCUUACGCCCAGACGCGAAAUCUGCUGGAAUCUACGGUUCACAAGGUAAAGACGAUUACGAAGACGUGGAUGUGGAAUAUUACUUCAACUAUAUGGGAUUAUUGGCCGUGGAAGGGACGUACGAUCGUAUGAACGCUUUGAUGGAGACGGGCAUUCACCCAGCGGAUGCUAUUUUGCUCUUCGCGAGCGCCGAGGGGGAUACGCCAAAGUGCACGGAAUUGAUGGAAGCCGGUGCGAACCCCAACGCUAAAGGAUUGGACGGUGUGACUGCGAUUGAUGUGGCCGGUAAGAACAACGCGGAAAAGAAAGAGAUGGUGUUGGAGAUUUUGCAAAAGAAAUAUUAA
This is a messenger RNA of Bathycoccus prasinos, 510 nucleotides long. RefSeq lists its product with no specific name. NCBI's taxonomy places the organism in Eukaryota, Viridiplantae, Chlorophyta, Mamiellophyceae, Mamiellales, Bathycoccaceae. The transcript has a single exon. Bases 1 to 510 code for a protein of 169 amino acids. The record is from RefSeq and is a predicted model, not a curated record. Gene Ontology annotation, cellular component: chloroplast envelope; chloroplast stroma. Gene Ontology annotation, biological process: intracellular protein transport; granum assembly.